AUGGCGGCUACGGCGGCGACUGGUGAAUGGGCGGCGCGGAUGCAGAAGAGGAGAGAUUUCGAACUGACGUUUCUACGGCGCCCCAGCGAAACCGAAUCCCACUCCCUCAGCGAAAGCACGCACUCCUCCUCGGCCACCACAACCAUCACAACCACCACCUCCCCCGCCUCGCCCGAAAGCACGCACAGCGCCAAAACCUCCACCUCGUUCGACCAGGUCCACGCCCUGCGUCUCCAGCUCCAGCGCAACGCCGUGCAGAUCGAAGCGAACGAGGCCCGCAUGCGGGAGCUGGAGGGGAAGGAUACGAGGAUGGGCGCGGAUUUGCAGGAGCGGUUGAGUAGUGUCAGUGAGGUGAAUCGGGAGUUGAGUCUGCUGAGGGAGAUGUUGGCGCGGGCGGAGAGGGUGAGUCGGGGGGAGUUUGGGGUUGGGUUUGAUUCGUGA
Messenger RNA from Zasmidium cellare ATCC 36951, 441 nucleotides. RefSeq lists its product as uncharacterized. Lineage: Eukaryota; Fungi; Ascomycota; Dothideomycetes; Mycosphaerellales; Mycosphaerellaceae. Bases 1 to 441 code for a protein of 146 amino acids. The transcript has 2 exons. The record is from RefSeq and is a predicted model, not a curated record.